Molecule: messenger RNA, 678 nt
Organism: Brassica napus (rape)
Lineage: Eukaryota; Viridiplantae; Streptophyta; Magnoliopsida; Brassicales; Brassicaceae
Product: glutathione S-transferase T3-like
Exons: 2
Coding region: 1-678 (225 amino acids)
Source: RefSeq, a predicted model, not a curated record
AUGGAACCUUUCUCCUUUAACUCUCCCGGGUUUGUUAACUUAUUAGCUUCGCAGAGCAGUCCACCAAUAGACGUUGACUCUGCUGAGGUAGAUGGUAACUCGCUCGGGUUAGUUAAACCAUUGGAAAGGAGAAAGUGGGGACCCAAAGAAGACCUUGUGCUCAUCAGCGCUUGGUUGAACACGAGCAAGGAUCCCAUAAGGUGGGGAAGGGUGAAUGAGCAGGUGUGCAAGUUUGUGGGUUGCCAUGAAGCCGCUUUGAAGGAGCAAGCGAGUGGCCAAAAUGAGAAUGAUGUCAUGAAAGCUGCACAUGACAUCUUCUUAAAUGACUAUCAUGUCAAGUUCACACUUGAACAUUGCUGGAGGGAGCUGAGGUUUGAUCAGAAAUGGAAAUCACACUCGUUGUCGAAAGAUGGUGCAAAGGAGAAGAGGAAGGAAGCAGGUCUGGAGGUGGUGGCUGACGAUGAAGAGGUUAGGCCUCCUGGUGUUAAGGCUAGCAAAGCAGCCAAGCGCAGGAAGCACGGGAAUGAAGCAGCUUAUGAUCAAAUACAGAGCAUGCUAGCUAUGAAAAAUAACAUUUCGAAACAAAAGAUCCUUGAUCGUCUCCUUGCCAAAAAUGAAGACACACUUUCUGAUGAAGAACUAUCCCUUAAGCAUAAACUAAUAUCUGAAAUGCUUUGA